This is a messenger RNA of Anarrhichthys ocellatus (wolf-eel), 1486 nucleotides long. It is a transcript of the gene calhm3, whose product is annotated as calcium homeostasis modulator 3. Bases 1 to 993 code for a protein of 330 amino acids. The transcript is spliced from 4 exons. The record is from RefSeq and is a predicted model, not a curated record. Lineage: Eukaryota; Metazoa; Chordata; Actinopteri; Perciformes; Anarhichadidae. Gene Ontology annotation, cellular component: plasma membrane. Gene Ontology annotation, molecular function: monoatomic cation channel activity.
AUGGAGCGUCUGAAGUUAGUCCUGCAGUACUUUCAGUCGAACUCUGAGUCCAUCUCCAAUGGAAUCUGUAUCAUCCUGGCCUUAGUCAGUGUCAAGCUCUACACCAGCUUCGACUUUAACUGCCCGUGCCUUCCUCAGUACAACAAACUGUACUCUCUGGGAGUGAUGAUCGUCCCGCCUGUCAUACUGUUCUUCCUGGGGGUCCUGGUCAACCGACAUACAGGCGUCAUGAUGGACGAGUGGAUGAGACCCGUUGGGAACAGAUCCAAAAAUCCCGCUGUGGUUAAGUACCUGUUCUCAGCCAUGCUUCAGAGGGCCAUGCUGGCACCAAUGGUGUGGAUCCUGGUCACUUUGCUGGAUGGAAAGAUCUUCAUCUGUGCCUUCAGUGUUAGUGUAGACCCUGCACUCUUCUCAGGUUUGCCCAACAAUACAGGUCUGGAUGUGAUCAAAGUCAUGGCCAAAGUGCCCUGCAAGGAGGACAUUAUCUUCAGGAACAGCUCUUUCCGCAAAGCCGUCUCUCGUUACGUUCGCUGCUAUUCUCAAGCAGUCGGCUGGUCCAUCCUCCUCUUCCUGAUUGUACUGGGAGCAAUGGGACGCCUCGUCAAGCCCUAUUUCGACGACCACGCCGCCUCCCUGCAGACGCGCUACUGGAGCAACUACCUCGACGUCGAGCAGAAACUCUUCGAUGAGACCUGCGUCCUGCAUGCCCGCGACUUCGCCCGCAAGUGUGUGGUGCAGUUCUUUGAGGACAUGAGGGAGGAUGCUGUGCUCCGUCUUCCCCACCCGCUCUUCGUCACCAACCCCAAAGUGGAGUGGGAGGAUGAGGAAGAGGAGAGACUUCACGGGGUGUCAAAGCAGGAACAGGUGGACCAGCUUCUCAACAAAUGGUACUAUAAUAAACCUGAGCUGGACGUCACAAGGAUAGCCCACAGACCCAAAUCAUGCGUUAUCUGGGAGGACCGUAACGGGAAGACUUUAUACUCUGAUGUGUAGGACACAAUGUGCUGUAAAGCUGCAGGGUGAAUCAUGUCAUGACUUCACUACCAUGAAGCUAUAGCGUCAUGUUAGGUGUAGGUUACCUCUGUGUAGCAUGGCCGUACGCAGGGUUUUAGAAAUGCAGAGGUCAGAAUUCAGGGGCAUUAUUUAAUUUUUUAUUACCCUGAUCUCAAUACGUGCUAAUUAAGAGGUUUGUAGAGCCAACAUUUAGAUAACAGCUUGAAAACCAACACAGUGGGCAGGAGCAUAAAUUAUCUGUCAAGUUAAAUGUUGCAGUGAGUGAUCCACACUACAAUCUGUAAAUACAAAAGAGGGUCAAAUGAUCACAAAACAUCUGCAAAUUAAUGUUGGCUAUGCUUAAUUAUUGUGACUAAAGUAAAAGCUACUACACGUCUCUCUCACCCAUUGUGUUAACUGCCUCUGUCUCUUUCUCUGUGACUCCUCACUUGUCUUUCCUGCCAGUGUAUUAAAAAUAAUUUGGUAAAAAUUA